Molecule: messenger RNA, 567 nt
Organism: Nomascus leucogenys (northern white-cheeked gibbon)
Lineage: Eukaryota; Metazoa; Chordata; Mammalia; Primates; Hylobatidae
Gene: COLCA1
Product: colorectal cancer associated 1
Exons: 4
Coding region: 1-567 (188 amino acids)
Source: RefSeq, a predicted model, not a curated record
AUGGUUAAUAAUGUGGAAACUGGCUGUAAAACUGAAGAUGGUGCAACUGGUUCUGAAAGGCGGACACUGCUGCCUCCGGACCGCUGUCAAAGCAAGAAUAUCACCGUGAAGCAGGCUGAAAGAAAAGCUCUAAAGGGAAAGCUAAGACAUUUUGAUGAGGACGAUGUUUCUUUCUGCUGUAAGACACUGGUUCAGAAGUCCUGCUUUAUUUCUCAGGAGGGAAUCCUAACCUCUCCUUUCAUGUGGAGAUGGACAGGGAUGGCAGGAGCAUUGAGUGCUCUUGGCAACACCAUUGAAGAUGAUGCUGACGAUCAGCUACCCUGUGGAGAAGGCAGGCCAGGCUGGGUGAGAGGGGAGCUCCUGGGAAGUCAGGGGGUCUGUAAGGACAGCAAGGAUCUCUUUGUCCCAACUUCCAGCAGCCUUUGUGGGUGCUUCUGUGUUGGCCUUGUUUCUGGGAUGGCCAUCUCAGUGCUGUUGCUCGCUAGCAAUUUCAGAAAACUAGAUUUGUCUAGGCCUGAGCCCUGUUUUGAGAAAGAAGCUUCCCUCUGGUUUGUAGCCCAACAUUAA